Molecule: messenger RNA, 2850 nt
Organism: Trachemys scripta elegans
Lineage: Eukaryota; Metazoa; Chordata; Testudines; Emydidae
Gene: BMF
Product: Bcl2 modifying factor
Exons: 4
Coding region: 162-740 (192 amino acids)
Biological process (GO): negative regulation of autophagy; positive regulation of apoptotic process; apoptotic process
Cellular component (GO): myosin complex
Source: RefSeq, a predicted model, not a curated record
GCAAGUGUAUUUUGGAAACAAUGCGGCGCGGCGGCGCCUGAGGCUGCAGCUUGGGGACUCCUCGCUCUGCCGGGGCUCGGCGCCCGCGUCGCCCCACCUCCGUCCGCCCGGCGGCGCCCUGCCCUGCCUUGCCUUACCUCGCCUCCUCUGCCGCAGGAGCAAUGGAUCCCCCCAGCUACCUGGAAGAGGACUAUUCUAGCCUGGAUGGGCUGGACGAUGACGUGUUUCACUCUGACUUUGGACUCACAGGUCAGCCUGGUGAGAUGACCCCUCCUGGCAUUUUCACACAGAACCAAUCCUACAGCUGUCUCCUGGGGAGGUUUCAACUGUUCCCACUCACACACUGCUGUGGUCCAGGUAUCAGGCAUGCUGAGCAGCAGGACAAGGCAACCCAAACACUCAGUCCAUCCUCUUCCACUCAGGAUGUCAUGUUGCCAUGUGGAGUCACUGAAGAGCCCCAGAGACUCUUCUAUGGGAAUGCUGGGUACCGUUUACAUGUCCCCCCAGUUGGCUUUGCAUUGAAUCCACACCUCCAAGAGGAGCCUCGGGAAGGUCAACGGGAAGCACGUACUGAGGUUCAGAUUGCACGGAAGUUACAGUGCAUUGCAGACCAGUUCCACAGGCUCCACAUACAGAGGCAUCAGCAGAACAGAAAUCAAGUGUGGUGGCAGAUCCUUCUCUUCCUACAUAACUUGGCCUUAAAUGUGGAGGCAAACAGGAACCACGUAGGUCAGAGGUGAGACUCCUCCACCUGUUCCAGGUCACAUCCAGUCUGCAGGGAGCACUGAACAAACACUGUUCUGGGGGAGAGAGACAUGCACAACGCCGGCCGAUGUGAGGACUCUGUCAAACUUUUACUCAUCUUCUCAAACUUCCCCCUCCCCCCACCCCCCAAGGACUCUUCUUUACUGCUUCUUGCCUAAUGAGGUUGGGAGCUCUUGUCCAACACUGUUGAAGGAAAGUCUUAGAAUUUUGAUGUGUUUGGUAAAGCUUGCUGUUGAUUCUCCAAAUCAGUAACCUCUAUGCAAGUGAGGCAGAUAGUAGAUGAACAGGUUCCUCUGCUCUGUGUUGUUGGGGUUUUUUUUGUUUUUGUUUUUUAAUUGAUAGAAUGCAGCGUUUUGUAAUUUUGGCUGCUGGUUAAUGAUGGUGUCUGGGACUGAUGGCUCUAAAUGUUCUUUGGGCUACUUCCAGAUUAGAGACACUUGACUCCUCAAUGGGAUAACUUUUGAAAAAAGUUCUUUUUAGAAACAAUUACACUUAAGUAGCUUAUGUACAGCAGCAGGUGGGUCACUGUUUAUUUCCCUGAAUUUUAUUACUAGGGAGACUUGUAAAAAUCUAGUUUUGUUUAAUGACUUAAUUGGCCCAAGUUGGACAUUCUUCACAUGAAGUCGCUCUUUGUCAUUGCCAUUAAUAGAUGGAAUUGUUUCUGUUAGAUUCUGAAGACUCUUCUUCUUUCAGAAGAUGUUGGUGACUCUUCAGUAUCUUUGUGCAAAGGGCUGUUUGGUCCUGUAUAUUAUAUACUGUCCCCAUAAACCAGGAUAGAGCUGUUAAAGAUGGAAUAUAAUCUAAGCAUCAUUCUUCUGGAAUUGUUAAUCUGUAUAUUUUUGUUAGUGCUCUGGUGGAUUUCCCCCCUUCCCCCCCCCCCAUCAUGUGCGUUGUUAAGAAGAUUCAGAUCCCAAACAUCUGAUAUGUUUGCUUCAUGAUUUGACUAGGAGAUUAGUUAGUAAUUACUUUGAACCCCUACACUGCAGGUUUGUACAAGUCUAUUAUUCUAAUGAGUAAUACUGGAAGUGAUAUUGGUGUACACUGACAACAGAAAUACUACUUGAAGUAAUAGCUCAUUGUCAUUGACUUGUGACUGUUCUGGUGUUUUUUAAAUCUGUUUGGCUGCCACUUUUGGAACAAGGAUCGGGAACUACCUACCCCAAAAAUUUGGGUUUCGUUUGUUUAUGAAGUGUGAAAUACUAAGGGAAAAGAAUAUAGCCUCUACAGAUUGUUUCCAUACUUGCCCAGAGCUAAUUCUAAAUCACAAAUUAUAAAACUAACACUAGGAAAAAUCUUUCUGGACAGUUGCCCUUCAGUCCUGCUACAGCUGUCAACACAGAGGGGUUCUGGAGCUCCUGGUCUGCUUUGAAGCCUAAUAACAGUAAAGAAUCACUGUAUUGGAAGAGGAGUUUUCUUGCACGUUCUCCUUCCCCUCCACUUCCCCCCUUUUCUUGUCCUUCUAUAAGUCUGUUUCCAUCUCUGAUAUUUGUAAUGACCCAGUUCCUAUGUACCCUCAGUAACCCCAUUAAAGUGCCUGGUAAUGAUUUGUAGCACACAUUUGUAUUUGGAUGCUUCCCCUCUCUUUCUCAAUCCCAUCUCUUGACUGGCAUUCUUCUUUUUCAUGGCAGGAGUUGUCUAGCCCCCUCCAAACCAGCUCCCAGGACCCUCUCAGUUUACACAGCUCUGCUGCGAUCUUUCAGUACAAAAGGGGUUCCUCAUGCAAACUGACUUUUUUUUUUUCCUCCCCCUAGCUAAAGCUACAUUAUGCAGAGUAAUGUGUUCCUCUGGGAUGGUCAGGAGUUCAGAACAAUGAUUCUUAAGUUAGCUUUGUUUCUUUUUAGUUAAGCACGUGCACUAUGGAGUUAUUCAGUGGGAUGUAAGUGGUACCUGUCAUUGAUUACUUUGCAGCGGUACUGGAAGCUGCUACUUAUUUACUGAAAUACCUUCCAUGGCUCUGCAAAACAGAGUCACUUGGGGUGUGUGGUGAUCGGAGAACAGGGGCUUGUAGGAAGCAGGCCUGAGAGGUGGGGUAAGCACAGACUGGAUUGAGGGGAGUGAGCCCUCGGAAUCUGGAGCUUGGGGAGA